Hyalella azteca is the source of this 1624-nucleotide messenger RNA. RefSeq lists its product as uncharacterized. The coding region runs from base 11 to 1624 and encodes 537 amino acids. The record is from RefSeq and is a predicted model, not a curated record. NCBI's taxonomy places the organism in Eukaryota, Metazoa, Arthropoda, Malacostraca, Amphipoda, Hyalellidae. The transcript is spliced from 2 exons.
UAACGGCAAAAUGACAGCCCGUGGUGGGUUUUCACCUGAAGUGAGAGAUUUGGCUGAUUACCGCGACUGCGUUACCACAAAGGGUAGGCAAAUUGCCGAUCAACGUUUCCAGGAGUACGCAAAAGAAGAUUUAUUUUUCGAUGCUGGCUGCGUUGAUAGGCUGGCUGUGUUUCAUCAACUCAACGUGAUGUUAAAAGAUGCGAAAAAAAAUGAACUUACGCUUAAGCAGUUAUUUGAUUCAUGGAAAGAAGGAAUCGCACUUGUCUCAGGCGUUGUAGGUGCUGGGAAGACCACUCUACUCAUGUACCUAAUGCUACAGUUUUCUGGUCCUCAGUCUGCCGUACCAGACUAUCUCCAAUGCUUUAAAAUCGUCGUGUUCAUUCAGUGCAGGGACAGAGAUAAUAAAAAUUUAGAGGAAGUGGUCAAAGGUCAUUUUGGAGUUUUGUGCAAGGAAAUGACAGCAGAAGAUAUUCUGCUAACUCUCCAGCAGCUCCCCGUGUUGUUCCUGGUUGAUGGAUUCGAUGAACACAACGAAGUAUCAAUGGCUGUGUUGCGCGAGCUGUUGGAUAAAACAUGGCACCAGGACUCCCGCAUUCUCAUUACGACUUGUCCUCAGGCUAUCGAGGAUCUUAAGUACUUGUUGAGAAAGAAAUGCAAGGUUUCAGAGGUGUAUAAUAUCCUGCAAAUCUCAGAGCUACAAAAACAGCUGGAUUUUAUCGAAAAGUAUGGAGAACAUCUGACCAAGAGCCGUGAUGCCGCACUAGCGAUGCGUGAACGAUUCUCCAAGCUAAACCCGGAAGUGCAAUCAUUAUUCACAGAGCCAAUUCUUUUGCUGUACUUCUGCUCUAUUUUUAAAAAGACUCCAGAAAAAAUUGACCAAUGGAGCCGCUUGAACGACCUGUCCAUGGAAAGAUUUGAACUUCAAAAGAUCGUCAUGAAAGCAAAGCUGAGCGAUAAAGGUGUCCUUGACCCAGACCUUCUCAUUGACGAACUUUUGAGAGUCAUUGGCAAGUGGGCGUUGGAGUUCCUUGCCAGCAAUCAUGUUACCUUCACAUCCUCCGAUGUCUUAACAUUGAAGCAACAGUGCCGUGACAUAAUAAAAGAUCACUCCUCCAUCAUCGAAGUAGGCACUGAAAUGUUCCUCAACGCAAUGCUUGUCGUGGAGAAAUCGUUGUCCGGAAGCAAGGUUACGACUUAUUCUUUCCCGCACAAGUCCGUCCAAGAAACUGCGGCAGCAAACUAUGUUGCUAGGCAGAUGAUGCUCACUGAAGAUACACUUCAAGAGAUCCUGGGAGUGGAGCCGACAGAGAACGAAAGGCUGCGCGAGGUGCUGCUGUACGUGGUGGGGGCCCUCAGCAGGGACAGCCCCCGCCACCUCACGCGGCGGUGGGGGGAGCUGAAUGAGGCGCUGCUGCACGUGGUGGUGGCCCUCAGCAGGGACAGCCCCCACGACCUCAUGCAGCGAUGGCCGCAGCUGAAGGAGGCACUGAGGGAGGCCCGCCUCACCGGCGACGAUGUGAUGGACUGCGUCGAGUUCUGCAGUCCCGACCACGCGGGGACGGUGGCCGAGCUCGCCGCACUGACGAAGGGCGAGGAGACGUGGCACGUCACGAACGGUGGGUGA